AUGGCAAUGCUUGUAAUUGGUCUUGUAUGUCGAUAUCAUGGAGCUGCAGCUACUAAACUAGCAAAGCUCACAUGCAUCCAACAAAAAUCCUACCUUUCUUCCAGUAAUAAAACAAAUGGAGCAGCAGCUGAGAGACAGAAGCACUUGGCAACUUGGGACAGGUUUGGGAAUUGGUUAAGUGACCCGGUUGUUCUACCACCUCGAAUAGUAAACCUUCGAAGCAACAAGUUUGCCAACCUUGGCUAUGCAAGUCAGAUUGGAAAAAGAAGGGAUAAUGAAGAUCGUUUCAGUAUCGCUGAACUCUCUGAUGGAUUGUUCUGUGUUGCUGUCUUUGAUGGACAUGGAGGGACUGAUGCUGCUGAGUUUUGUUCCCGAUACAUUGGACAAUAUAUUCAACAUAAUCUACAGUCAGAAGUAAAUUUGGAAAAUGUCUUGCUGAAAUCUUUUCUUCAAAUAGAUAGAGACUUCACAGACAACACUUGUGAUUCAGGAGAAGCCACACUGUUCACAUCAGGAACCACUGCAACUGUGGCUUUGUUAAAGGAAGAAUCUCUUCUUAUGGUGGCUAAUGUUGGAGAUAGUCCAGCUAUUCUUUGUCGUGAAGGAAAAGCUGAACAAUUAACUGAAGAUCACACCCCAAGGAGGCAAGAUGAAAGGAAAAGGAUCAAGGAGUGUGGCGGUUUCAUCGACUGGAGUUUUGCCACCAACCCUUACGUGAAUGGUCGAUUGGCAAUGACCCGUAGCAUUGGGGAUGUGGAUCUCAAGCCAUACGGAGUAACUGCUGAGCCAGAAGUUAAGACUGUGGAGUUGGAACAUACAAAAGAUUGUUUCCUUGUCCUGACUACCGACGGAGUUAGUGCGAUUAUGGAGCCCCAAGAAGUGUGUGAUGUUGUAAAAAAAUGCCAAGAUCCACCAGAAGCUGCAGCCGUCAUUAAUGAGCAGGCGUUACAAUAUGGUUCCCAGGAUAACGUGACCACUAUCGUUGUACCGUUUGGAGCAUGGGGAAAGUACAGCACCUCACUCACUUGUACGAGUUUUGGAAGAAUGAUGGUGGCAAGCACUCGAUGGCAUUGA
Messenger RNA from Hypanus sabinus (Atlantic stingray), 1074 nucleotides. RefSeq names its product protein phosphatase 1K, mitochondrial-like. The coding region runs from base 1 to 1074 and encodes 357 amino acids. Lineage: Eukaryota; Metazoa; Chordata; Chondrichthyes; Myliobatiformes; Dasyatidae. The transcript has 6 exons. The record is from RefSeq and is a predicted model, not a curated record. Gene Ontology annotation, molecular function: protein serine/threonine phosphatase activity. Gene Ontology annotation, biological process: protein dephosphorylation.